GCUCAGAUCUAAUGGUUCUACCCUCAAACAUCAUCUCCUACUUCAUUUCCAAGUCUACUUCUUAUUCACUACUUUAAUUAAAUCUUUGAUUUUUUUAGAAAAUUUGAGAAUAUUUCCCUGUCUGAAAAACAGCAUAUUUUUUGACAUGCAGUGUUUGCUUACGCCGCAUGUUGAAAACAGCCUACAGCAAUGUACUCUCUUUCCAUCUUCUAAAUGUUCACCACCUAUCUCUUUAAAGUGCCUGAGAUAACAAAGAGGCAUGUCCCAGAAGAAAGAAAGCCUGUUCCUGUCCCAAAAGAAGCUCCACCUGCUAAAGUGCCUGAAGUCCCUAAGAAACCUGUUCCAGAAAAGAGAGUUGCUGUUGCUAAGAAGGAGGUGUCUCCCCCAGUAAAAGUGCCUGAAGUGCCUAAAAAACCUCUGCCUGAAGAAAAGGUACACAUUCCAGUUCCCAAAGCAGAACCUCCACCUGUCAAAGGUAUAUUUAGUGAUGGAGUGUACCUCUCAAAUAUCUUUUUUUUUAAAAAAUGUUUUUUGUUGGUUUUAGUUUCUAUGUAAGUGUAUUUG
Molecule: messenger RNA, 564 nt
Organism: Meleagris gallopavo (turkey)
Lineage: Eukaryota; Metazoa; Chordata; Aves; Galliformes; Phasianidae
Source: RefSeq, a predicted model, not a curated record